GGCGGCGGCGGCUGUAGCGGCAGCAGCGGCGGCGGCGGCGGCGGCGGGAGCCGAGGAGGAGGAGGCUCCAGACGCUGCUUUAGGCAACCGGGGACCCGGGAGUGCCCGCGCCCUGAGCUCUCCGCUCCGGAGGCGUCAUGGCCGAGUAUGGGACUCUCCUCCAGGACCUGACUAACAACAUCACCCUUGAAGAUCUGGAACAGCUCAAGUCAGCCUGCAAGGAGGAUAUCCCCAGUGAGAAGAGCGAAGAGAUCACUACAGGCAGUGCCUGGUUUAGCUUCCUGGAGAGCCACAACAAGCUGGACAAAGACAACCUCUCCUAUAUUGAGCACAUCUUUGAGAUCUCCCGCCGUCCUGAUCUACUCACUAUGGUGGUUGACUACAGAACCCGAGUGCUAAAGAUCUCUGAAGAGGAUGAGCUAGACACUAAGCUAACCCGUAUACCCAGUGCCAAGAAGUACAAAGAUAUUAUCCGGCAGCCCUCUGAGGAAGAGAUCAUCAAACUGGCUCCCCCACCGAAGAAGGCCUGAGCAAGGGGGAGGAGGAAGAAGAGGAAGGUUGGACCUUCAUCGGACCAUUCCCUUCCCCACCCUCCAGGGAGGGGGCAAGGGCAACCCCCACCCUAUAUCCACUUACUAACCUGGUCCUAACCCUUACUGUGCGCGUGUGUGUGCGUGUGCGCACGCUCUGGCUGUCUGUCUAUGUCUAGCUCAUCUAGUUCCUCCUCUACAUGAGGGGAUGGGAGUCAGGGGAUAAGGUAGGGGCAUAGUUUCCCCAGUCUAGGGAAGUAGAGGCUACUUCUAUGCAAAUAGAAACUGGCACAUUCUUCCUCCUCUUGCACCCACCCCACCCCCAUCUCUAAAGUAUGGAAGCAGAAAGGAUCUGCAUUUUCCUACAUUGAGGAACUAAGGUAGUGGUGAGGUAUGGGAGAGGUAGGGUAGGUCUAGGAAAGGCAGUAGGGUGGGAAGAUUGGGACACUUGAUUCCCACCUGGAAGAGGUGAAGGAAAGCCAGAGUAGCCUGUGUUGGACCGGCUAGAGCCCAGUUUCCUGCUGUUCUUCAGGCUGGAGGUCCUUGGUGCCAGCAAGUCCCUUUUUGUCCCCCAUCGUGAGUCUAGGAUGGGUAUGAGCCAGGGAUCUAAAGAGAAGACCACUGGAUCCCUUCCUGGUUUCAGUGAUCGAACCCCAUUGGGCAGUCAGCAAUGACCCAUUCACCUCUGUUCUGGAGAAACUGCUGUAAACAUGUACAACUGAGCCUGAAAUGGGGAUACAGGAAGAGACAAGGUCCUUUUCCACUCCUUUAUUCCUUUUCAGACUGUUGGCACAUACUGACCCUGAACCUAGAAGGCUAGGGAAUGAGAUCCUUAGUUUUUAAUCUCAACCUGCUCCCAUCUACAAAGUCACAAUGUGGAUAUUGCAGACAACUUUCCCUCUCUUUUACGUCUAGAACACCCCAAGCCAAAGAGAAGAGAAGUUGUCAAGUAGUGUUUUCCUUUGCACUGAUCCCCACUCCCAAUUCAAUCUAGGAAGGAACUUGGUAACCUUUCUCACUUGAUACCUUGGGCCCCUUGGGCUUGUGGAAGCCUUCUAGCCAAAUCACUAGAGUACAAUGAGUGACCCCAGCCUCCUGCCUGACCCAAGAUGCCUUUCCCUACCCUGACCGUGCUAACUGUGUGUACAUAUAUAUUCUACAUAUAUGUAUAUUAAACCCGCACUGCCAUGUCUGCCCUUUUUGUGGUAUCUAGCAUUAACUUAUUGUUGAGGCCAGAGUGGGGGUGGGAGAGAAAUGCCACAGUUAAGGGAGUUGCAGUCAAAUUGCUACAUAGUCCUAAUAGGAAACUUUUUUUGUCUUAAAUGAACAAAUGCCCCCCCCCCCAAAUCUAAACCAACAAACAUUAAAUUCACAUGCAAACUCAGAGACUACCUAGAAAAAGUUGAACUUAAGAGCUUUUAGUAUGUGGGAACAAAAUUUUAGUGGGAAGGAAGGGCUGGCUGUUAGAAGGAGAAAGAAGCCAGACUGUUUAGAAAAAGCACCCUCAACUCCUAACCCAGCCUACAGUACCCGUUCCCUCUGGCCACUGCUGUGGACACCUGCCUUAACACAUACACCUCGAGGACUCCACGGUUUUGCCUUAAAGGAUCUUCCCAAGUCUCCUCAGCCCUGUCUGGAUUCUCCCUUAAGAAAGAUACUUUUGGAAUUGGAAGGGUGAAAGUGAGCCACGGAUUGUCCUAUUUGGGAUGCUAUGUGUAUGUGAGAAUGAGAGCAAGAGGGGGAAUGAAAUAGGGGGAAAAGGGAGAAAGAUAGGGAGCCUUCUUUAUGGGAAAAAAAAAAUGGGGAGAAGAGAGACAGGGUUAUUUUCAUCAGAGUUGAGUAGUUUCUCUGUGGGGGAAAAAAAAAAUCUAAGAAGACUAACCUCCCACCCCUUGUAUUUGCUGUGAGGUUGCCCCUUCAUGUGCUCCUCUGUCUGCAGUGUGCACGGCCUUGUUCUAACCCGGAAUAAAGGUGAAUGAUUGUACUCU
This is a messenger RNA of Perognathus longimembris pacificus (Pacific pocket mouse), 2518 nucleotides long. It is a transcript of the gene Pea15, whose product is annotated as proliferation and apoptosis adaptor protein 15. The transcript has 4 exons. The coding region runs from base 138 to 530 and encodes 130 amino acids. Gene Ontology annotation, molecular function: protein binding. The record is from RefSeq and is a predicted model, not a curated record. Gene Ontology annotation, biological process: MAPK cascade; negative regulation of extrinsic apoptotic signaling pathway via death domain receptors. NCBI's taxonomy places the organism in Eukaryota, Metazoa, Chordata, Mammalia, Rodentia, Heteromyidae.